This is a messenger RNA of Drosophila elegans, 2713 nucleotides long. RefSeq names its product lamin-B receptor (gene LBR). Gene Ontology annotation, molecular function: oxidoreductase activity, acting on the CH-CH group of donors, NAD or NADP as acceptor. Gene Ontology annotation, biological process: sterol biosynthetic process. The record is from RefSeq and is a predicted model, not a curated record. Gene Ontology annotation, cellular component: nuclear inner membrane; endoplasmic reticulum membrane. NCBI's taxonomy places the organism in Eukaryota, Metazoa, Arthropoda, Insecta, Diptera, Drosophilidae. Bases 153 to 2297 code for a protein of 714 amino acids. The transcript is spliced from 3 exons.
UUUUACAACAAAAUUUCCUCAGCCGCCGACAACCAGACGCGCGUCUUUUUUAUAAAGUGAUAUAUGCUGAAUUUACGCCUUUUUAUCGGCCCCAGAGAGUAAAAAACUAUAAGUAGCUUAAGGCAGCACACGUUUUUUUCCCGAAACACAUCAUGGAUCGACGCCUGAGACGCCCGCGUCGAAUGGACGAAGUGUCCGGCGGUCCAGUUUUGCCGCAGUCAACGCAGCCCAGCCUUUUGCCGGUGACCCGGCGGGCGGGAUCAAUCUCGGCGGCCGCUGCCACCGGCCCCGCCACCCGGACACGUGCCUCCCCAUCGCGCACCAAGGUCGCCGCACCGCCCUCGCCGGAACUCGGACCCCGCACCCGCCGGUCCAGCCGACCCAGGUCAUCGGUGGGUCCGCUGACCGGAUCGGGACCAGCAGCCGGUUCCUCGCUGCCCAUCAAGGCCGCCAUCAAGGCACGCACGCCCAUUCGAGAGGUUUCAGAGAUACCGUCUCCCGUUCGUCAGUCGACCAGCAGUCUGCCCAUGACGUUAACCACCAACACAUCCAGCGGUGCCCCAAAUAAAUUCUUCAACACAAGCUCUGUGAACAGUGGCAACAACUUCAGCAGCACCAUUACCACCAGCACCACCACAACAUCCGAGCGCAUCGAGAUCCGUGCAGAGGGCGAUAGCGAGGUGGACACGGACUCCAUUCGCAAGCGCAUCACCGAGCGACUUCGCCGAUCGGUCUCGAAAACCAUAUCGAAUUUGGCUGGCACACCAGUGACAAACACCGAGGAAGGUAGUCGCUACAGCCGGAGUGCAUCCCGAUCCGUAUAUGACGACGAGAAGUCCUCGAAGCGCAGCUAUUCCACGGGAGAGGAGGAUAUCGAGGAGGAGGAGGAGGAGGACGAUCUGGAGGAGGACCAGUUCCGUAGCUUCAAUGUUACGCACAAAUCGGGCACACCGGCAGCCGAAACAUCUUGUCGCCAGUUGAAGGCUCCCCAAGAAUUUGGCGGCUGGCUGGGCGCCUUCCUGCUGUUGCUCCUUCUGCCCACCGCCGUCUACUAUCUCACCUGGAGCUGCACGGCCCGGAAUGCCUGUCAGUUUAAGCACCUGAAUCUGGGCAUUCUGUUGGAUGUGAACUAUUUAACGCGUCAGGUCUUCCAGCCUCGAGUGGUUGCUGCGUUUGCCGCCUAUCAGGCUGUGGUGUUUCUGCUAGUGGCCCUGCUGCCAGGUCGAAGGGUUCAUCUUACCCGCGAGACCUACAAGUUUAACUGUCCAGCAGUUGCACUUACCCUUUUGAUCGCUGGCGGAAUAGCCGAAUAUCUAAAGUAUCCAGUGGUGUCCUUCGUUCUGCGACACUAUCUACGUUUCUGCAUUUUUGGACUCGUUGGCGCCUUUGUGGCAGCCGCCUGGAGUUACUGGCUGGUGGACACCGCCAAGUACAAUGUGCUCCGUCAGACUCUGACGAAUGAUUAUGGCAGGAGUGGCAGUUUUGUUGUCGAUUUCGCACUGGGCAGACAGCUGAAUCCCAAGUGGCUGGGACGCGUGGAUUGGAAGCAGUUCCAGUAUCGUCUCUCCCUGGUGAGCACUUUGCUCUAUGCCGCCUGUUAUAUCUACCAGACGAUCGUGUGGCCCCAGAAGCCGCAGCUGGAACAGGAGGGAUAUCUUUACGUGGCCAAAUACUACUGGAGUAAUGUGAACUAUGAUGCGGGCACCCUGCUCUCGGCCAGCUGUUUGCUCUUCUACGUACUGGACGCGAUCGUAUUCGAACACCAUUUGAGCUCGUCCUUUGAGUUGCAACACGAAGGAUACGGUUGCUUGUUGCUGCUGCGCUACGCAGCCACGCCCUAUCUGCUGACGGCGGUUACCAAGUAUUUCUACGAACAGCGUGUACCCAUCACCUGCUGGUAUGCUCCGCUGGGAGUGGCUGCUCUGCUAUCGCUGGGAUUGCUUGUGAAGCGUUUCAGCUGCGCCUACAAGUACAAAUAUCGGGUGAACGCGCAGAGUCCGAUCUUCGCCAACAUCGAGACGAUUCACACGUAUCAGGGAAGCCGUCUGCUGCUAAGCGGAAUGUGGGGAUGGGUCAGACAGCCGAAUUACCUGGGUGACAUCCUGGCCCUGCUGGCCCUGGCUGCUCCAAUGGCUCUGCGUCCGGCCUGGCCUCCUGUUUUGGGUCUCAGUUUGAUCGUCGUGCUGCUGCUACAUCGCGCCACUCGGGCGAACGCCAGGAAUCAGGCGCGCUAUCACUCCUCAUGGCAUCGCUACAGCACCCAGGUGCGCAGCUACAUCCUGCCCAGGAUUUACUAAGGACUAAGGUGUGGCGCAAUAGUUGACUUUUUAUUUUAUUUUGUGGCCAUUAUUUUUAUUUUUAUUUUAAUUUCGAUUUCAGUUUGUUUUUAUUUUAUGUUUCGAAUUUGUAUAUAUAAAUACGUAUCCAUACUGUUCUAAAUCAUAAAAUAUGCCUCCGCCCCGCCCCCAUUGAUUUUAGUACAAAAUUUGAUUUUACUCUCGCUGACGAACAUUUAAACACAACAAAUCUUCACACACAUAAGCUUAGUUUAAAAGACUCCACACACAUCUAGCUGUACGAAUUUAAACGCUUAAGAUCUAGACACCUUAAAUAUUCAUUACUUUAUAAUCUAUAUGAUAUGCAUAUAGUAAGUACUUUUUACACGAAAAUAUGAAAUAAAAAAUCCUUAGUUUCUAUGCUAUAAAGAAACGCA